This is a messenger RNA of Ictidomys tridecemlineatus (thirteen-lined ground squirrel), 6281 nucleotides long. It is a transcript of the gene Tbc1d30, whose product is annotated as TBC1 domain family member 30. Lineage: Eukaryota; Metazoa; Chordata; Mammalia; Rodentia; Sciuridae. Gene Ontology annotation, cellular component: endoplasmic reticulum. The record is from RefSeq and is a predicted model, not a curated record.
GGGGCUGCGGAGCGCCGGGGGCCAUGGAGGUCCUUCCCGCCAGCGGGGGCCGGACGGGGCGCCCGGAGCGGGAGUUCCGCGGUGGCAGCGAGGUGAGGCUAGAGCACGCGGUGGAGGAAGCGGUUCCUGGAGUGGCCGGGACUGUACCCCCGCAAGGGACGGCGGAGCGGCCGCCCGGCUCCCGCGGCUCAUGGGAAGGCGAGGAGGAGCCGGAGCCCGAGCCGGGCCAACAGCCCCGCGGCCGCACGAGCCGCACGGCGUCCCUGGUGAGCGGCCUGCUCACCGAGCUGUACAGCUGCACGGAGGAGGAGGAGGUGGCUGCCGGGAGCCGCGGUCCGGGGGGCCGCCCGCGGCGCCGCGACAGCCUGGACAGCUCCACCGAGGCCUCGGGCUCCGACGUGUUCCUGGGCGUGCGCGGCGCCGGCGACUCCCGCGUGCUGCAGGAGCUGCAGGAGCGGCCGAGCCAGCGGCUCCAGAUGCAGUACCUGCGGCAGAAAGACCCUAAUGAACUGAAGGCAAUCCUUCAGGAGCUCAAGUACAGAAUUGGCAUUCAGUCGGCCAAGUUACUUCGGCAGCUGAAGCAGAAAGAUAGGCUUCUGCAUAAACUACAGAGGAACUGUGAUAUUGUGACUGCCUGCCUGCAGGCUGUGUCUCAGAAGAGAAGAGUUGAUACAAAAUUGAAGUUCACUCUUGAGCCAUCUUUAGGUCAAAAUGGUUUUCAGCAGUGGUAUGAUGCUCUCAAGGCUGUAGCCAGACUAUCAACAGGGAUACCAAAGGAAUGGAGAAGAAAGGUUUGGUUGACCUUGGCAGAUCAUUAUUUGCACAGUAUAGCCAUUGACUGGGAUAAAACCAUGCGUUUCACUUUCAAUGAAAGGAGUAAUCCUGAUGAUGAUUCGAUGGGAAUUCAGAUAGUCAAGGAUCUUCACCGUACAGGCUGCAGUUCUUACUGUGGCCAAGAGGCUGAGCAGGACAGGGUUGUGCUGAAGCGGGUGCUGCUGGCCUAUGCCCGGUGGAACAAGAAUGUCGGGUACUGCCAAGGCUUUAACAUCCUGGCGGCGCUAAUUCUGGAAGUUAUGGAAGGCAAUGAAGGGGAUGCAUUGAAAAUUAUGAUUUACCUGAUUGAUAAGGUACUUCCUGAAAGCUAUUUUGUCAAUAAUCUCCGGGCAUUGUCUGUGGAUAUGGCUGUCUUCAGAGACCUCUUGAGAAUGAAACUCCCUGAAUUAUCCCAACACCUGGAUACUCUUCAGAGAACUGCAAACAAAGAAAGUGGAGGUGGAUACGAGCCCCCACUUACGAAUGUCUUCACGAUGCAGUGGUUUCUGACUCUCUUUGCCACGUGUCUCCCUAAUCACACAGUUUUAAAGAUCUGGGAUUCAGUCUUCUUUGAAGGUUCGGAGAUCAUCCUAAGGGUGUCACUGGCCAUCUGGGCAAAAUUGGGAGAGCAGAUAGAAUGUUGUGAAACAGCAGAUGAAUUCUAUGGCACCAUGGGGCGCCUCACCCAGGAGAUGCUGGAGAAUGACCUUCUGCAAAGCCACGAACUCAUGCAGACUGUUUAUUCUAUGGCACCAUUCCCUUUUCCACAACUGGCAGAGUUGAGGGAAAAGUACACCUACAACAUUACACCCUUCCCAGCCACAGCUAAACCCACUUCAGUUUCUGGACGACAUGGUAAGGUGAGAGACAGUGAUGAGGAGAAUGACCCAGAUGAUGAAGAUGCUAUUGUUGAUGCAGUAGGGUGUCUUGGACCUUUCAGUGGGCUCCUGGCACCUGAACUGCAGAAGUACCAAAAGCAGAUGAAAGAACCAAAUGAGGAGCAGAGUCUGAAAUCCAAUAACAUUGCAGAGCUGAGUCCAGGAGCCAUCAACUCCUGUCGAAGUGAAUACCACGCGGCAUUCAACAGCAUGAUGAUGGAACGCAUGACCACAGACAUCAGCGCCCUGAAGCGGCAAUACUCGAGGAUCAAAAAGAAGCAGCAGCAGCAGGUCCACCAGGUGUACAUCAGGGCAGACAAAGGACCAGUGACCAGCAUUCUCCCAUCUCAGGUAAACAAUUCUCCAGUUAUAAACCACCUCCUUUUAGGGAAGAAGAUGAAAAUGACGAACAGAGCUGCCAAGAAUGCAGUCAUUCACAUCCCUGGUCAUGCAGGAGGCAAACUGUCUCCUGUCCCCUAUGAAGAUCUUAAAACAAAGCUCAACUCUCCAUGGCGAACUCACAUCCGAGUCCACAAGAAGAACAUGCCGAGGAGCAAGAGCCACCAGGGCUGUGGGGACACCAUAGGGCUGAUCGAGGAGCAGAACGAGGGCUGUAAGACCAACAGCCUGGGGGCAUCAGAGGAGUUUUCCUCCAGGUGUGCAGCCCCCGCUGCAAAAGAAGGCAGCAGCUCUGAAGGUGGCAUCGGUAGGACAAUUGAAGGACAGUCUCCAGAGCCCGUGUUCGGGGACGCCGAUGUCGAUGUGUCUGCGGUUCAGGUGAAGUUAGAAGCCUUGGAACUGAACCAAAGGGAUGCUGCUGUUGAAACUGAGCCCAAGGUGCACCCGCCCUGCCAACGGCAUGUUCCAGAGCUACCUGAUGCCCCCGGAGAAAUCAAAGCCACCAGCAAACCUCCCCAAGGCAGCCACUCAAAAACCCCCAUCUUUAGCCCUUUCCCCAGUGUGAAGCCACUGAGGAAAUCAGCCACUGCCAGGAACUUGGGAUUAUAUGGUCCAACAGAAAGAACCCCAACCAUGCACUUUCCUCAGAUGAGCAGGAGCUUCAGCAAAUCCAGCGGCGGGAAUAGUGGCACUAAAAAACGAUGAUGUCUCCUGGCCACCGUGCUGGACUCGCCUCUGCGCGCUGUGUAAGGGUUCCAGCUGCACCCGUCCGGUUUCAUUUGCCAGUGAAGCUGAAUAAGGAGGUUCAGAGAUGAGCAACAACAUUCCAUAAAACUGGGAAUGGAGAGUUUUAUGAUGGAACUGGAGUAGGGAUGUUUUCUCUCCACUGGAGAACUGAUGGAGUGGACUUUCAUGACAGAAUUGAUAUUGUGGUUUUAAAGUGUGAAGUUUUCCCAAUUUUUCCUUGUGAGCUAUUUAGAAAAGAUUAUAUCUAGACUGUUAAGACUUCUUUUGUCCUGUCCUGAGGGCCUUUCAGGAUCCCUGGGACAAAAACCCCAAAACCUUCCAGUUCUCUAGGUGUUACCCAAGCAUGCACACACCAGUUUGCUAGAACAGAAAAACUGUAAAAAGAAAAUAAGUUUCUCAUUUACAAAAACUUCCUGAUUUUCUUCUUCCUGCUCUAUUGGGGGUGGUGGAGGGGACGUUUUGUGCGUGUGGAUUUUCCCUCAGUACCUGUCUCCAAAUUGUUUUUUUUUUUUUAAUUCUUACACUAAAGCAUAGGAGAAAAAUUGGUAACUUUUCUGUUUCUACUGCCAAAUGAAGAAAACCUUUAAUCUGUUAAAAUUUAGGUUGAUAACCAAAUUGAAGGUUAUAUGCAGAGAACAGAAGUUAAUAUGCAUUAAACAGUCACCUUGAACUGCUUGCUAAUUCCACUCAGCUUCCCCACCCCAGGUUUAUUUUCUCCUCUCCGGAAGAGCAUGAGUCCUCAGUGGUACAGAGGACUCAAUGGCUCUGCAGGGAGGAGCUUCUGCAUCCUCAGCCAUGCAGCUCAUUUACCUACCAGCUCUCCAUGGCAGGUGCACACAGCCUCUGCUCAAAAGCCAGAACAUAGCACCUGCGACUCUGUUACUUGAAUUUUGUGCUUUUUUUUUUUUUUUGGAUUGGAGUACUUUGUUACUUGAACACUGCCGCCUUUCUCUGGAGAAGGACCCAGUGCUUUCUAGCUCUCUCUCACCCACUCCACUCCUGCCCUGGUCCCAGUGGGUCAGAGAUAGCACCUUUUGUCUCCACUAUGCAUUUGGGAACUCUGAGCCACACAGAGGUGAUAUAGCACUUCAAUUUACUCGAGGUAAAUACUUCGGUAUUCCUUGUGACUUAGCCACGUGGAAACUUAGCCAGUGCAGUAGGUGGGCUUAGUGCUCUUUGUGCACAGAUAACACUGACUACAGAGCUUGAACCAACCAAGACUGGGAAGCCAUUCACACUCUCUCCUGACUCCAAGGCUCCAAGGACUUCUCUCUAGAUGUUCAGGUCCUGUGAUGAUGUUUCAAAAAACCAGCUCUGACCUCUUUACCCUGAAAAGGUAGUUCAUUUUAAAAUGCUUCACGUCCCCACCCUUUGGCUGAACAAAUGGAUCAGUCCUCAAUCCCCUUCUCCUGACCAGCAUUGGAAGAAUGGAUUGACAUCUUUAUCUUCACCUCUGAAAGACCUUGGCAUGCUUACAGGAAUAUUGUUGAUGCCAUGAAUAUGAAUUUGAUCUAAUUGGUUUGCUAAUUCUGAAGCCAAAGCUAUAAUUGUAGAGAAGGUUUUUUUUUUUUUUUAACUAGGAGAGGUACUGAUUUUUAUAAUAAGAUAGAGUGUGGUUAUGUGGACUUUUAAAAACAGAAAACGUAAGAAUGACAUAUACCAUGAGAAAAGCCAUUUUUUCCCCCUUUGUGGUAUUUUUACUCCCAAAGGAACUGAAGAUGGGAAGCAUGACUAACAAGUGAUUGCAGUUUGAGCCUUGAGUCUGUGCCAUCUGCAUGCAGCUUCUUAGCAAGCAGCUACACCCACAGCCUGUUUGUUUCCCUGGGAAGGGAGUGGGUGGAGAGUCGGGCUGACUUUGCCUACCACCCCCAGGAAUUGAGACCCACUGCAUUUAACAAAGUUAAGUAAAUGGCAUGAUUUUCUCCCAUCUGUUAAGUUUUGCAGAUAAGAAUGGUUCCACCUCUUUCCCCUCCCCCCAGUCCCACAUGCCUCACAAUGGUCACAUUCCCCUUGAAGGUUGUUCAGCUUGAACAGGGAAUUGUUCUUUCUUCUCAGGAGUCGGAUCGCUGUCUCCUGGUUGGGGUUGACGGGUGGUGAGGGGGAGCUGUCCACCGGCUAUCUUAGUGUUGGCCCUAUCACGGUCUCUUCUCACUCACUCUGGGGCUGGCCUUCCUGAGGAGAGGACAGAUAAGCUGGCACAUGGUUUGGGAUAACUAUUGGUUGGAUGAAUGAGCAACUGGAAGGGUGACAGUCCUUUGAGGUAAAACUGACCUUGUCAGAAUUUUUUAAAUCCAGCAGUUUUCCUGUUAAAGCACUCUCUACCAAUAAAACAUGCAUGCCUGGUACCAAGUAAUCACGAUGUGAAUCCACCAACUUACGAGUCUUGCCUACUUUAGAAAAUAAAGAAAUGUGCAGUAGCCUCUACCACUCAGCAUGUACCAAGACCAGUACGGACUUGCUCUCUUCCCCACGUAUUGGACUGUAUGCAAACACCAGAAGUUCUUAAUGAUUAGCAGUUCCUUUAUUCUAGAUAAGUCUACCCUCUCGGCACCUUUUCUGGGAGUCAAUUCUGCACCUCAGUCCUCUUUAAAAAGCCUCCAGAUGAUCUAAACCUAGUUUGUAAUGUUGACCUAUGGGCUGUAACUGUUUAAAAUCCUGUAUUCCUGUUUUUUUUUUUUUUUUUUUUUUUUUUUAGUUUUUGGUCUCUUUUGUCCUGAAGAGUUGUACUGAUUACAAAGACAUAUGCAUAAAAAUUCCCAUUGUGUGGUGGUGGUUGCAUUUUCUGUCUGAGUACAUGCAUGAAACGCUGUGGUGACCUUUCCUCUUCUUGUCACUCCCUCCUCUGCUCCCACUUGGUCACGUGAACCAGGGAACCAGCCCAGUGAGGUCUAUGUCCCCCCAGUCCAAUCACUGGGUUGCAGGGUAUCCGUGACCCAUUCUCAACUUGGCAGAAUCACUGGUUCCUAAAUGUAACUAAACAGGAUGUGUGUGUAUUUGUGCGUGAACAUAUACGUGCACACAUGUAGAUUAUCCUUUAGACCUACCCUCUUCCUUUGUUUUAAUAAAAUAGAACAAUAAGAAUCCAAUUGAACUUCAUGGUCUUGAGGAGUCUAAAUGAAUAGAGAGUUGUGACCAAGUGUGCAGCUGCUGCUGUCUCCCAUUAGAAUCUCUUUACGUUUCUGAACUACUUUCUUUGCUGUCUAUAGCAGUCAUUUGAGGUAGUAUUUAAAGUAUGUUAUUUUUCCUAAUCAGAAAAGUAAUACAUCUCUUAGAAGAUUUAGAAGACACAAAGCACAAGGAAUCAUCGAUAUUCUGGCAUAGAUAUUUCUAACACAUCCUAGUGUGCCUGUGUGUGCGUGUGUGUGCACAAUUAUCUGCAAAAAAAUGUAUGUUGAGCAUACUAGUUUUAGCUGUUUUUCCAAUAAAUUCUUUUCUACAGCACCA